Messenger RNA from Balaenoptera acutorostrata (minke whale), 672 nucleotides. RefSeq names its product sialomucin core protein 24-like. The transcript has 2 exons. The record is from RefSeq and is a predicted model, not a curated record. Gene Ontology annotation, cellular component: lysosome; endosome. Bases 1 to 672 code for a protein of 223 amino acids. Lineage: Eukaryota; Metazoa; Chordata; Mammalia; Artiodactyla; Balaenopteridae.
AUGCGCUCAAAAGGCCAGCGCGGAGGCCGCGAUACUGGCGCUGCCCCGCCCGCUGCUUUUGGCCGCCGGCUGCCUGGCCGCGCUCUGCGUGACGGGCGCGGCUCAGAACACCACGCUGGCCCCGAACGUGACGGGCGCGGCUCAGAACACCACGCUGGCCCCGAACGUGACUACACCCUCCGCUUUACCGACUACCACCAGGACAGCCCCGGUGCCGCCGCCGCUCCGCCGGGCACCACUCCAGCACCAGAAAUCUGUGAAAGCCGCAACAACGGGGUUUCCUGUUCUGAUGCUAAUGCUGCUAACACUACCUGCUUUUGGAUAAAAUGCAAAGGUAAAGGCUACUGUUCAGAUAAUUCAACAGUUCGUGAUUGCAAGGUGGUGAACAGCACAGAAUUCUGUCCUGCGUCCACUGCCACACCAUUGCCAACCAAUUCUACAGCUAAAACCACCACUCUGCCUUCCUCUUCUACAGCUUCCACCUCAGCUACUACAUCAGGUACAACUGAUACCACUUUAACUCCGACUUCACAACCUGCGCGGAAGUCUACCUUUGAUGCAGACAGUUUCAUUGGAGGAAUUGUCCUUGUCUUGGAAAACAGAUGCCACACAGGGAAUUACAUUCCAGAUUUAAAGAAAUCAAUGGAAAGGAUACAAAACAUUAAAGUGUAG